UGUGUUUUAAGGAAAAAAGCCCACAGUCCAGUCCACUCAGACCCAGCCUGGGAGGAUUGUGAGCCGGCCUUUCGUAAUUGCCCCCCUCCCUGCGGCCCCCUCCCCCAGGCCUCCCCCUGCUCAGGCCCUCCUGCCCGCCCUCUCUCCCUCCCUUCUUCCCUCGCAGCCGAGGAGGCAGCAAUUACGCUUUGGGGAUAAAACGAGGCGCGGAGAGCAGGCUGGGCAUUUCUCCCUGAGAUGGCGGGUCCGACAGCUACAGCCCUGUGGCCUGGAGUCCUCCUGCUCCUGCUGUCCAUCAUCCACCCCUCGCAGCCUGGAGGGGUCCCAGGAGCUAUUCCUGGAGGACUUCCCGGAGGACUUCCCGGAGGACUUCCCGGAGGAGGCUUUUUUCCAGGGACUGGUCUCGGAGGCCUGGGAGUAGGAGGCCUGGGACCUGGAGGCAAACCGCCCAAGCCAGGGGCUGGACUCCUUGGGGGAUUUGGACCAGGUGCUGGAGGGAUCGCAGGAGUUGGCCCUGGGGCAGGGCUCGGCGCCUUUCCUGGGGGCGCCUUCCCGGGGGCUCUACCGCCUGGGGUUAGCGCUUCUGCAGCCUAUAAAGCUGCAGCCAAAGCUGGUGCUGGGCUUGGCGGUGCUGGUGGUGUUGGCGGGCUUGGUGUCGGCGGGCUUGGUGUCGGUGGACUUGGUGGUGUCGGUGGACUCGGUGGCUUAGGAGUGUCUACAGGUGCAGUGGUGCCGUCCGGAGUCGGGGUCGGAGCUGGAGUGAAGCCUGGGAAAGUGCCGGGUGUGGGUCUACCAGGUGUAUACCCAGGUGGAGUGCUCCCAGGCACAGGAGCUCGGUUCCCAGGUGUGGGGGUGCUCCCUGGGGUUCCCACUGGAACAGGAGUCAAGCCCAAGGCCCCAGGUGGAGGGGGAGCUUUUGCUGGAAUCCCAGGAGUUGGACCCUUUGGGGGUCAGCAGCCUGGAGUCCCACUGGGGUACCCGAUCAAGGCACCCAAGCUGCCAGGUGGCUACGGACUGCCCUACAGCACGGGGAAACUGCCCUAUGGGUAUGGGCCUGGAGGAGCGGCUGGCGCCGGGGCCAAGGCUGGGUACCCAACGGGGACAGGGGUUGGUCCCCAGGCUGCAGCAGCAGCAGCUAAAGCAGCAAAGUAUGGUGCUGGAGGAGCCGGAGUUCUCCCUGGUGUUGGUGUUGGAGGUGCCGGCAUUCCUGGUGGGGCUGGUGCAAUUCCUGGGAUUGGAGGCGUUGGAGGGGUCGGUGCUGCUGGGAAGGCGGCUGCAAAGGCAGCUAAAUUUGGAGCUGCUGGAGGCUUGGUACCUGGUGGCCCAGGAGUUGGAGUUCCUGGUGUUGGAGUCCCUGGUGUUGGGGUCCCAGGUGUUGGAAUCCCAGGUGUUGGAGGAGUCCCAGGUGUUGGGAUCCCAGGUGUUGGGGUCCCAGGUGUUGGAAUCCCAGGUGUUGGAGGAGUCCCAGGUGUUGGGAUCCCAGGUGUUGGAGUCCCAGGGGCUGUGUCACCAGCUGCAGCUGCUAAAGCAGCCGCCAAAGCAGCCAAAUAUGGGGCCAGAGCCGGAGUGGGAGUUGGAGGUGGGGUUGGUGCAGGGGGCUUUCCGGGUUACGGCGGUCUUGGAGCUGGAGUCGGUGGUCUUGGAGCUGGAGUCGGAGGUGUCCCUGGAGCUGGCAUUUCCCCUGCAGCCCAGGCAGCCGCCGCCGCCAAGGCAGCUAAGUAUGGUGCUGGAGGAGCAGGAGGCCUGGGCGGGCUGGUGCCAGGUGCCAGAGGCAUUGUACCAGGUGUGCCGGGCAUCGGAGGGGUGCCGGGCAUCGGAGGGGUGCCGGGCAUCGGAGGGGUGCCAGGAGCUGGAACCCCAGCAGCUGCAGCCGCCAAAGCAGCCGCCAAAGCUGCUCAAUAUGGGUUAGGCCCUGGCGCUGGCGUUGGCGGGGUUCCCGGCCUUGGCGUUUUCCCCGGUGCUGGCGGGGUUCCUGGUCUUGGCAUUGGCCCCGGCGGCGUUACAGGAGCAGGGACCCCGGGUGCCGCCAAAUCUGCUGCUCAGUUGGCCGCCAAAGCCCAGCUCCGGGCUGCCGCUGGCCUUCCUGCUGGCGUGCCCGGAUUUGGAGCUGGUGCUGGCGUUCCUGGAUUUGGAGCUGGUGCUGGUGUUCCUGGAUUUGGGGCUGGUGCUGGUGUUCCUGGCUUUGGGGCAGGUGCGGGUGCAGUACCUGGAUCCUUGGCUGCUGCUAAAGCAGCCAAAUAUGGAGCAGGAGGGCCUGGGGGCCUUGGCGGGGUUGGAGGUCUUGGUGGUCUUGGUGGAGCAGGUGUCCCAGGUGGUGUGGCAGGAGCCGGACCUGCUGCCUUGGCUGCUGCUGCCAAGGCUGCUGCCAAAGCUGGCCAAUAUGGCCUUGGGGCUGGAGGGCUCGGAGCUGGCGGGCUCGGAGCUGGAGGACUGGGACUUGGAGGUGUCCCAGGGGCUGGGGGCUUUGGAGGUGUGUCCCCAGCUGCAGCUGCUAAAGCAGCCAAAUAUGGUGCCGCUGGCCUUGGAGGCGUCCUAGGAGCUGCCAGGCCAUUCCCAGGUGGAGGAGUUGGAAGACCUGGCUUCGGAUUGUCUCCUAUUUUCCCAGGUGGCGGAGCCGGAGUCGGGGCUGGGGGCCUGGGAGUUGGUGGCAAACCUCCCAAGCCCUAUGGAGGUGCCCUGGGAGCUCUAGGGUACCAAGGUGGAGCCUGCCUGGGGAAAUCCUGUGGCCGGAAGAGAAAGUGAGCUUCCCAGGACCCCUGACUCACGACCUCAUCAACGUUGGUGCUACUGCUUGGUGGAGAAUGUAAACCCUUUGUGACCCUCCCCUCUACGCCCCCUCCUACGUCCCCACCUCUGGAGGGGACAGGGCUGGCCGGGCGGACUUGGAAAUCCACAGGACAAGGAAACAAGAGAACGGUGGCCAAGCGGGCCCUGGGAAGCCCCUACUUCAGAGGCGAGGGGUGGGUGGGCUUGGCCCCCUGCCCCCUCUCCCUUCCCACCCAGGAGCUCCCCCUCCAUACACUCUCCAUCUCCAGGGGAACUCGGUGCUAAGUGCUGGUGCUUUCAUCUUCCCAGGGGAGGGAGGAGGGAAGGGCAGCCCCUCUGGAAGCCCCCUCCCUGGGGCUCCUCUGAAAAUGGUGCAGACACUUCCUGGGCAGUCCCACCUCCCCCUGCCCACCAGGACCCACCCCUGGCUGCGGUCCAGUUGGUACCCAAGCAUCACAAACCUCAAGCUGGAUUCGGUCACACCAUCUCUUGGCCCCGUCGGCCCCCUUUUCCUCCACCAAUCACUGUUCCCCAUUUCUGGGGCACCUCAGAUCAGAAGAACCCCAAUGGGAAUAGCCCUCUUUCUCUUGUGGAAUUCAUCCGCCCAUCUGUCCAUCCAUCCAUCCAUCCAUCCAUCCUUGCCCCCAGUUGUCCGCCUGGCACCACUAGCUGGCUGGGCACCCCAACCACCAACCUGGUUAACCUGUCAUGGCAGCAUGUGCCCUGCCUUUGCCCCACCACACACACCCCUACAAAGGGGCCCAGGGUGUGAGGGGCGGUGCCAGCUGGGGCGGCAGGAAUCUCCUCCCUAACCUGGGUCCCCCCACGCAGUACUGUAUCCCCCAUCCCUCCCUCGAGCCACUGUACUUCACAGCAUCUCCCACCCCUGCCCCGCCCAUCUCUUUGUGUCUCGCUGUGAUAGAUCAAUAAAUAUUUUAUUUUUUGUCCUGGA
Messenger RNA from Myotis brandtii (Brandt's bat), 3718 nucleotides. RefSeq names its product elastin (gene ELN). Bases 238 to 2742 code for a protein of 834 amino acids. The record is from RefSeq and is a predicted model, not a curated record. Lineage: Eukaryota; Metazoa; Chordata; Mammalia; Chiroptera; Vespertilionidae. The transcript has 37 exons. Gene Ontology annotation, molecular function: extracellular matrix structural constituent.